GUUACAUGUGGGCCCACGGCUAAAACUCUGAAAUGGUAACCUUUCAAGUUUUUCUAUUGUUUUUCUUCGCGUGGGUGUGGUGUUCUGGAUUGAUCGUCAUGGCCUGCACGUUCAUAUAUAGCCAAGAUGCCAUGGCCAAGCUCUCACGUCAUUAAGCUUUCAAGUCUUAUUUCACCGCCAAGUCAAUAUAUUACAAACGUAGAGCCUCGCGAACGUGCUCUAUAUCUAAUUCUAAUUCUAAAACUAUACUACCCCAAUGGAGUUCAACACCCUUCCCGUGCCCUCUCCUCCAACCAAAUCAACGGCAGAUAAUGCAGAGAAAUCAUCUAUCCACUCAUCGAGUGACGUAGAGAAACAAAUCCCGGGGACGACUAACACACUUCAUCGUACCCUCAAAGGCCGGCAUCUCCAAUUGAUCGCCGUUGGUGGCACCGUCGGCACUGGUAUCUUUAUUGCCUCAGGCACAUCCCUCUCCACCGCUGGACCUGCUGGAGCUCUCAUAGGAUAUGCUUUCGUCGGCACCAUCGUCUACGUCGUCACCUUCUCACUGGCUGAACUCUCCACCGCAUAUCCGCUGGCCGGCUCCUUCACACAACACGCGUCACGAUUCGUCGAUCCAUCUCUCGGCUUUGCUCUUGGAUGGAUAUACUGGUUCAGCUGGGCGAUCACCUACGCGCUCGAGCUUACGGCUGCGGGACUAGUAAUGCAAUACUGGACGCAGAAAGUCAGCAUCGGUGUCUGGAUCGCAAUCUUCUGGGUACCUAUCACAGCCCUCAACUUCCUCCCCGUCAACGUGUACGCCGAAUGCGAGGUCUGGUUCGCCAGCAUCAAAGUCAUCGCCCUAGCCGGAUUCGCCAUCUUCGCCAUAUGCAUCAACGCGGGCGCAGGAGAUGACGGAUACAUCGGUUUCCGGUACUGGCGUACCCCAGGCGCAUUCGCACCUUACCCUUCCCUCGCCGACACCUCCGCCUCCUCGGCCGGCGCCAAAGCCGUGGGAUGCCUCGCCGUACUCAUCCAAGCCGGUUUCGCCUACCAAGGCACCGAACUCGUGGGUGUCGGAGCUGGCGAGAGCGAGAACCCAGGCAAGACGAUGCCCAGCGCCAUCCGCCGCACUUUCUGGACAAUCUUAUCGUGCUUCAUCUCCACCAUCUUCUUCAUCGGCAUCCUCGUGCCGUACAAUAACGAGGCCCUCCUAACCGGCACCACCAACGCCGCGGCCUCGCCUCUCGUCAUCGCCGCGAAGCUCGCCGGCGUCAAAGCACUCCCCGACAUCAUUAACGCGAUUCUACUCACCGUCGUCCUCUCCGCCGCCCUCUCAAACGUCUACUCCGGCUCCCGCAUCCUCAUCGCGCUCGCCGACUCCUCUUCCGCACCGGCGUGCCUCAGCAAAACGAAUCGCCGGGGCGUCCCCAUCUACGCCGUCGCAUUCACCUCCGCCUUCGGCCUCCUCGGCUUCAUGAACCUCAGCAACAACGGCGGCGAAGUCUUCAACUGGUUCCUGAAUAUCAUCGCCGUCGCCGGCUUCAUCGCCUGGGCAUGCAUCUGCGGCUCACACAUUGCUUUCAUGCGGGCCCUGAAAGUGCAGAAUAGAUCGCGGGCCGAUCUUCCAUACAGAGCUCCGUGCCAGCCGUACGCAGCGUGGUACGGGCUGGUGUGGUGUGUGAUUAUUAUCUUUGGCCAAGGGUUCACGGCGUUUUUGCCGUGGAGCACUAAGGGAUUCUUUGUGGCGUAUGUUAGUUUGAUACUUUUCGCAGUUGCGUACGGAGGACAUAAGAUCGUGACGCGGACUGGGUUCGUCAAAGCACACGAUGUGGAUCUAGAUGAUGGGAGGUGGAUUGGUCUAGGGACGGAUAGCGAGGAGGAAGGCGAGAAGGCCGGAUGGAGGAAGAUGCUGGCUAGGCUUCAUUGAUUGAGGCGAUGAGGAGUGGAGGAAAAGCGUAACAACACAUGUUCAAUACCAUAGCU
Mytilinidion resinicola is the source of this 1965-nucleotide messenger RNA. Its product is annotated as histidine permease. The record is from RefSeq and is a predicted model, not a curated record. NCBI's taxonomy places the organism in Eukaryota, Fungi, Ascomycota, Dothideomycetes, Mytilinidiales, Mytilinidiaceae. Gene Ontology annotation, molecular function: amino acid transmembrane transporter activity. Gene Ontology annotation, cellular component: membrane. Gene Ontology annotation, biological process: amino acid transmembrane transport. Bases 257 to 1909 code for a protein of 550 amino acids. The transcript is spliced from 2 exons.